Molecule: messenger RNA, 885 nt
Organism: Linum trigynum
Lineage: Eukaryota; Viridiplantae; Streptophyta; Magnoliopsida; Malpighiales; Linaceae
Source: the annotation of a GenBank genome assembly
GUAAGGUCGAGAGCACCGAAAGUCGGUGCGGAGAGUGCAACCAAGAAGGCCAAUGAGGCUUUGGAGCGGCUAGGCACAUUGCAGAUUCGGUUGGAUGAGGAGAUCACCGCGGAGAUGCGGAAAGAAGCCAUACUCGGGGCGAAGAACAGGAGGCCGUACUCUAGGAGAUGCGGAAAGAAUUUGAUCAAAAGAUGCAAUGGGUUGCUAACGAGAGGGCUGAAGAGAGGAAGCGGCUCGAAUUGGAGCACGAUGAGGCAAUGCAGAAGCUCCGCGAUGACUUUCGUGAGGAGAAGGGGGAGCUUGUGCGCCUGCAUGAGGUGGCAAAAGUUGAGGCUGUUCGUGAUGCGGAGGUUGCCACGGUACAACAGUACAAAGGGUCGGUCGCCUUUCACAAGAUCCUAGCGUUCUGUAUGACUAAAGCGGUCAUAGCCAUCCGCAAGAAGGUUCACCCCAGCAACCCCAGCAUGCGGUGGAAUACCGUGAAUAUGAUACGCCACGUUCAACGCUGGUUGAGUGAAAAGCGAUUGUUGGACCCCGACUCCGAGCUUGGAGUUGAUGAAGAGAGGGACGUGAACGGGGCAGGUGAAGAUGGUAGAGUUGUAAUAGACUAAGACGCCCGUGUUUUGUGAAACUGCUUGGUUAAUUUGGGACUAAGUGUUUGAUCAUUCCUUGGGGCUGAGUGCCCCUGUAUCCCUGAUAUGUAAUCCAAAAUUGCAACUUUCCAUUAUAUAUAUAUAUAUAUUUAUAUUUAUAUAUCCCAUAUAUGGUAAUAUUUUUGUUGCUCAUGUCGCAGUAAUUCUUGACUACCGCUUUUGCGUUGAGUAAGUACCAUCUCGGUUCUUUUGUACGAUUCAUGAUUGCGCGGUUACGUUACAAUAUUUGUAC